UCAACCUUGCGACAAAAAGGUAAAAUGCCGAUGCGCACACAAGUAGGGGACUUGAUGUGCACCGAGAAUGGGUAUUGUUCCACUUCCGUGGACCUGCGCCACUCCAUGCGUUGUCCAGCCUUUCAUCCUCGUGGUUAGUCUAGUAAGGCCCUUCCGUCACAUCGUACUAGCUUCUUGCCCUUGACCAUGAUGAGCAUGAUUAGUCGUCCUGAAACCGACCCAUCAUCCAGACUUUGUCGUUACUAUUCUGCGGGACGUUGCAACAAAGGUUCAGAUUGCAAGUUCUCUCACGGAAACGAGGGGUCUCUGGCACCCCCCUGCGAGAGUACUUCUACCAGUGCUAUUGAAGUAGUUAACUCCCUCGCAACUCACUCCAGGGACGAGCGCCGGAAACCUUGUCACUACUGGAAAGCAGGCAACUGUAAAAAGGGUUCAGACUGCAAGUUCUUGCGUGGAAGCAAGAGCUCUCUGCCGUCUGACCGUGGGGUUGCCUCUACUAGCGCUGCAGAAGUGGUUAGCACCCCCGGUACACCCUCACAGGAUGAUCGCCCAUCGCCCUGUCGCUACUGGAAAGCAGGAGGAUGUGAAAAGGGUUCUGAUUGCAAGUUCUCACACGUAAAUCACGAUUCUUCGGCAUUCCACAGUGAGAGUGCCUCUACCAGCGUUGGAGAGACAACGAGAAAUCGCGACGAUGCUAUUGCGCGCUGCAUCAAGGCACUCAACAGUGAAGGGUUGGAGUGCGAUGGUGUCCCAGGAGUACAAGCCCGAACGUGUCCUGACGGCUCUCGUACUCCGGGCGAUACGUUUCAGCAGCCUCAUUGGGGCCAUAGCGUUUGUCGUCUUUGGAAAGCGGGUACUUGUACUCGAGGGGAUAAUUGCUGGUACCUCCACGCCGAUGAUAUCCCCACCGAUUCGGAGGCAGCGCGAAAAGAGGCGACCGAAACGAUUGGCCGAGUGGUACAAGGCUCUAUCGUUACCUAUCGUGCAGGUCUUGACAUUGUGGGCCUUAUCUCCGGUUUCGAGUCAUGCACCCUGCGUGUGAAGAAUAUUCCUGCAGACGCGAAGGAAGAUGAAGUCUGCGCAUUGGUGACACAACAAGGAGUGGAUGCCAAUCGCUUCCACCUUGUCGGCAUCAAGAGUGGAGGCGGAGGAAAGGUUGAGGCCGAAAUCAUGACCGAUGAACGACUAGGACGGAUGUUGUCCACUGAAUUGAAUGGAACGAUAUUCAAAGACAACGAACUGGAAGUCGAAGUUUCAGCACCCAACACAUUAGAGGGAAUGACUGCGUCAUCGGUGCAGGAUCCCACUGUUUUGACUCUAUCAUGGCAUUCCCCUGCUGUGCGCUAUGCAGUAACGUACGUUGAUGCGGCUGCCGCUCAGGCUAAAGUUCGUGAAUUAAAUGGCCACACUUACAAUCAUCGUCGCAUCAAAGUUCAAAUGAACAACGAGCCUUCAGGCCCACUUGCAUCCCGUACCGUCAUCAUCAACAACCUUCCUCCAGAAACAGAUGAUACUGAUGUGGUGACAUUUUCUGGAUCAAGUGCCGUGAAACAGCUGAAAAGCACACCCGUACUUAGUGUUGAUCAAGUCGAAGGCCGUCUUCGUGGCCUUGCACCAUUCACUGUUCGUCGAGGUUUUCGAUCUAUCGACUCCUCAUCGAUACCUGACCCAAACGGGUUCCUUUCUAUCCGUGCUCGUUUCCACUCUCGAGACGAUGCCCUGAUUGCCCAUCAAUACCUCGAAGCCAUCAGAUAUGGCGAACAAGUUGGGAUGUGGCUAUGUGUCCCGUAUCCAAUGGAUUUUACUAUAUCGCUCGACCCAGAACAAUACAGCGCACAGAAACCGCAGUGGGAUGCUCUGAUUGGUGGCCUCGGAGACCCUAAAGCCUGUAUGUUGAACAUUCACGAGCACGGAGACGCUGUACGCAUACGCCUAAGCGGAUCUCAAAAUGAUGCUGUUGGUGCAUUGAAGGUCAAGGUCGAGAAUCUCGCUAGAGGUGAAACAGUGCAGGGUUGGCAUAGGACUUUGGCACACCCCAAAAACAAAUUUUCAAAGCAGGUUCUUGUCGAGACUGGAGCAUAUAUGCGAAUAGACUGCAAGACGCAGGCGUUGAAGGUGUAUGGCUCUGCAACGUCGACCGAACGUGCCCGAAAGAUGAUCAGCGAGGAACUCGACAGACUGUCCUCUGCCGACUUCACUACCACGGUUCCUAAGCCAGCAGUCCGGAGUUUAAUCAACGAAGGGGGCCUGGCUCAACUAAAGGAGACAUUUGGCGAGGACGCUGUCAAGUUCGACAUAACAUCCAAGAGGAUCACCAUGUCCGGUGGAGAAGUAGCGUGGCAUGCAUUGGACAGUAUCGUCCGCACCACAAUGAGAAAUAAUCAAAAGCACUCGACUGCAUCACAAACCGAGACAGCUUGUCCCAUUUGUCUUAACGAUGUCUCUGUCUCGUUCAAUCUGGGAUGUGGACACGCGUACUGUGUCACAUGUUUGCGUCACUUCCUGUUAUCCGCUCUUGAAGCCUCCGAAUUUCCCCUGCGAUGCCUUGGUAAUGAUGGUCGUUGCAGCAUCUCCAUCCCUAUUCCAACUAUCCAACAUGUCCUCCCACCAGCGUUGUUCAACCGCUUGCUCGAGGCUGCAUUCACUUUCUACCUUACCAAACAUCCAAACGAAUUCAAGUCCUGUAAAACCCCUGAUUGCACGCAGAUCUAUCGUUCUACCGGCUCUGAGGCUCGAGUGGCCCUUCGUUGCCCGUCCUGUUUCUCGGUCACUUGUUCGUCGUGCGGUGAAUCGCACGACGGGCUUCAGUGUACCGAAGUCAGGCGACGCCAAGCGGAAGAGGAGGAACGGCAGAAUUCGACCUGGGUUGCUGCGCAAGGCGGGCGCGUCAAGAGGUGUCCACAGUGCAGCGUACUGAUAGAGAAAUUGGAAGGAUGCAACCAUAUGACGUGCAAUUGCGGUGCUCACAUCUGCUGGAGAUGUAUGGGAAUCUUCACCAGGGAUACCAUAUAUACACACAUGCGAGAAGCGCAUCAAGGCAUCUAUGAUAAUGAACCUCAAUUAUUCCAGGGAAUAGAUAUCCUAGAACGGCAUCAGCUCAUGCAGCAAAUUCAGCAAGAGAGGGACAGGGAGGAACAGAGAAUGGGGGAAAUGCAGGCACAGCGCGCUCGGGAAAGGCAGGCAGCUGAGUUGGCCCAACGGCGUCGGCAAGAGAGGGGCAGGAUGGUGCAGAGGCUAAGGGAAGUGCACGCUCGGAAUUUGCGGGAAGCUGAAUUGGCCCAACAGCGUCAGCAAGAGAGGGACAGGGAGGAGCAGAGAAUGAGGGAAACACAGGCACAGCGGGCUUGGGACAGGCAGGAAGCUGAAUUAACCCAACAGCGUCAGCAAGAGGGGGACAGGGGGGAACAGAGAACGGGGGAAAUGCAGGCACAGCGAGCUCGGGAAAGGCAGGCAGCUGAGUUGGCCCAACGGCGUCAGCAAGAGAGGGGCAGGAUGGUGCAGAGGCUAAGGGAAGUGCACGCUCGGAAUUUGCGGGAAGCUGAAUUGGCCCAACAGCGUCAGCAAGAGAGAGACGGGGAGGAGCAGGGAAUUAGGGCAAGGCAGGAGGCACAGCGGGCUCAGGAAAGGGGGGAAGCCGAGCGGGCAAGAUUGGUUCAACAAAGAGAGGAACAAUUGAGGCAGGUGCAAGAGCAAGAGCAAGCGCGGUCGUGGGGCGGAGGCUGUUUGAUAAUGUAA
Messenger RNA from Pisolithus orientalis, 3735 nucleotides. RefSeq lists its product as uncharacterized. The transcript has 4 exons. Gene Ontology annotation, cellular component: ubiquitin ligase complex. Bases 187 to 3735 code for a protein of 1182 amino acids. The record is from RefSeq and is a predicted model, not a curated record. NCBI's taxonomy places the organism in Eukaryota, Fungi, Basidiomycota, Agaricomycetes, Boletales, Pisolithaceae. Gene Ontology annotation, molecular function: ubiquitin-protein transferase activity; zinc ion binding; ubiquitin binding. Gene Ontology annotation, biological process: proteasome-mediated ubiquitin-dependent protein catabolic process; protein linear polyubiquitination.